AUGAGGAAGGUUGUUGUGGUCGAUGGCACAUUCUUGCAAGGAAAGUACAAAGGGACUCUACUAAUUGCAUCAGCACAGGAUGGCAACUUUCAAAUAUUUCCAGUAGCAUUUGCGAUAGUCGAUACUGAAAAUGAUGAAUCAUGGAAGUGGUUUUUCAGACAACUCAGCUGUGUGAUUUCAGAUGAUGAAAGGCUUGCUAUUAUUUCUGAUAGGCACAAAUCAAUUGGAAAAGCAAUAGCCCAUGUAUAUUCAACUGCGGGAGUUUGCACUUAUCACUUGUAUAAGAAUGUCUUGUUAAAGUUUAGAGGCCGCGAGUUGUUUGGCUUGGUUAAAAAGGCAGCUAAUUCAUACAAGCCUUCAGAUUUUGAAACCAUAUUCGAUGAGAUCAAAGCACUGCACCCGGCAUUACAUGGUUAUUUACAGAAAGCAGAUGUACGCAAGUGGGCGAGAGCUCAUUUCCCUGGUGAUAGGUACAACUUGAAUACGACCAAUAUAGCUGAAUCUAUCAACAAAGUGCUUUCAGAUGCAAGGAGUUUGCCGGUUGUAAGACUUAUAGAAGCAAUAAGGCAAAUGAUGACGCGCUGGUUUUCGUCACGUAAAAUUGAUGCAAAUUCAAUGAAAACAACUCUAACUCGUGGAGUAGAGAAGCUUUUAGAGGGCCGUGUACCUUAUGCUAAGACGCUGUGCGUGCAACAGAUAGAUAUUCAUCAAUAUCAGGUGUCAACAGCUGAAGCGACAAAGUUAUCAACCAUUUCAUUGUGUCAUCCAUACUAUCUUACAAACUAUCUGUACAACGCUUACUCUGUGGCAGUAAUGCCGAGAGAUGCUGAUACACCAGUCCCUAAUAAUGUCGCAGGAAAAAUUUGUUUGCCUUCCGAGGUUCGCCAACCACCAGGGAGACCCAAAAAUUCAAGAAUGAAGUCUUGGUUUGAGAAAGGUGAAAAUAAGAAACGACCAAGAAAAGAGCACAAAUGUUCGAUUUGUAAUCAAGUUGGUCACAAUUGCAAAACAUGUCCUGUUGGUUAG
Brassica rapa (field mustard) is the source of this 1026-nucleotide messenger RNA. RefSeq lists its product as uncharacterized. NCBI's taxonomy places the organism in Eukaryota, Viridiplantae, Streptophyta, Magnoliopsida, Brassicales, Brassicaceae. The record is from RefSeq and is a predicted model, not a curated record.